Molecule: messenger RNA, 2586 nt
Organism: Solanum dulcamara
Lineage: Eukaryota; Viridiplantae; Streptophyta; Magnoliopsida; Solanales; Solanaceae
Product: cation/H(+) antiporter 20-like
Exons: 6
Coding region: 67-2451 (794 amino acids)
Biological process (GO): proton transmembrane transport; regulation of pH
Cellular component (GO): membrane; endomembrane system
Molecular function (GO): antiporter activity
Source: RefSeq, a predicted model, not a curated record
AUACCUUGUGUGCUAUAGUUAUAAGGUUGUAACUUUUGAAGAACUAAUUCCCAUUAUUAAUAUAUUAUGGGUUUUAAUGUAACUAAUUCCGUAAAAACAUCAUCAGAUGGAGUAUGGCAAGGAGAAAAUACUUUGCACUAUGCUUUCCCGUUGUUAAUUAUUCAAACAACAUUAGUUGUGUUCCUCAGUCGACUACUUGGUUUCCUUCUCAAGCCCCUCCGUCAACCUAAUGUCGUUGCGGAAAUCAGUGCAGGUAUUAUGCUUGGACCAUCAGCAUUUGGGAGGAACAAAACAUUCACACAUUGGAUUUUUCCAUCAUGGAGUACACCAAUUCUUGAAUGUGUAGCAAGCAUAGGCCUCUUAUUUUUCUUAUUCCUUGUUGGCCUUGAAUUGGACUUAAACACCAUACUUAAAAGUGGAAAAAAAGCUGUUGGAAUAGCAUUUGCUGGAAUUUCAUUGCCUUUUCUCUUUAGUAUUGGAGUUGCUUUUGUUCUAAGAAAAGUAAUCAAAGGGAUUGAUAGUGUUGGAUAUGGAGAAUUUUUCUUGUUCAUUGGUGUUUCACUUUCAAUCACUGCCUUUCCUGUUCUUGCUCGAAUCCUUGCUGAAUUAAGGUUGCUUACUACACAAAUUGGUGAAAUGGCUAUGGCAGCAGCUGCAUUUAAUGAUGUUGCUGCAUGGAUUUUACUUGCUCUUGCAGUUGCUCUAGCAGGAGGAGGAGGAGUUCAUCAUAGUCCUUUAAUUUCCCUAUGGGUUCUUAUAUCUGGAUUUGGAUUUGUGGUUUUUAUGUUCCUAAUUAUAAGGCCAAUUAUAAUUUGGGUGGCACAAAAAUCAUCAAGCGGGAACAACAAUAUUGUUGAGGAAAGUUACAUAUGUUUGACUCUAGCUGGAGUAAUGUUGUUUGGUUUUAUGACUGAUUUUAUUGGUAUACAUGCAAUAUUUGGAGCAUUUAUUUUUGGAUUAAUUAUUCCAAAAAAUGGGGAUUUUUCAGAGAGAUUAAUUUUGAGGAUUGAAGAUUUUGUAUCUGGAUUAUUAUUACCACUUUAUUUUGCAUCAAGUGGUAUUAAGACUGAUAUUUCUCAAAUUCAUAGUGAUAAGGCUUGGGGACUUGUGGUUCUUGUUGUGUCCACAGCUUGUGCAGGGAAAGUUUUGGGUACAUUUAUAGUGGGAAUAAUGUUGUGUGCUAUGCCAAUGAGGGAAGCUUUGGCACUUGGAUUUUUGAUGAACACAAAAGGGUUGGUGGAGCUAAUUGUUCUAAAUAUUGGCAAAGAGAAAAAGGUUUUGGACGAUCAGACGUUUGCAAUAUUGGUGAUCAUGGCACUUUUUACAACCUUCAUCACAACUCCUAUAGUAAUGGCUAUUCAUAAAUCAUCAUCAACACAAGAGCCUCAACUCGAAAAAACACAAAAAAAUACCAAAAAACAAAACAAUCUCCGAAUCCUAGCAAUCCUACGUGACCCGAGGGACGCACGUGCACUCAUAAACCUCGUCGAGUCACUAAGGUCUGACAAAAAUAAUAAUAACUAUGCCUCAAUCACCAAACUCUAUGUGAUGCGACUUGUGGAAUUCACCGACCGACUCUCAUCCAUAUCGAUGGUUCGACGUGCUCGAAAGAACGGUUUCCCUUUCAUCGGCCGAGUACUUUGCCGGGACGAUGCGAUAGAUCAAGUGGGUGCGGAGUUCAUGGCAUAUAGCGUGCUAGGACGAGUUAUGGUCCGACCCACAAUGGCAAUCUCGGGUUUACCGAAUUUGCAUGAGGAUAUUAUUCAUGUUGCGGAGAAAAAACAAGUUGAAUUGAUUAUUUUGCCAUUUGAUAAAUAUUGGCAAAUGGAAGGGGACGAAGAAGUGGAGAUUCAUGCCGGGCACGGAUGGAGAAUGGCGAAUGAGAGAGUUAUGAGUCAAGCGCGGUGCUCGGUGGCAGUGGUGGUUGAUCGUGGACUACAAUUGGUUAAUAAUGGGAUGAGAAUUUGCAUUGUGUUUUUUGGUGGAGCUGAUUGUCGUAAAGCUUUGGAAAUUGGUAGCAAAAUGGUUGAACAUCCUGCUAUUAGGGUUACAUUAGUAAGAUUCAUUUAUCAUGGAAGUACGAAUUUUGAUGAAGUUGAAAGGACUUUGGAUGAUUCUACUGUUGCAGAAUUCAUGAUGAAGUGGGAUAAACAAAUUCUAUAUGCUGAGAAAGAAGAAAAUAAUUAUAAUUUGGUGAAUGAAGUGUUGGCAAUUGGAAAAAGUGGAGAAUUUGAACUUAUGAUAGUAGGGAAUAACAAAAGUAAGUUCACACAAGGCAUAAUGGCAAAACCAUUUGAUGAGCAGAAUAAUUCAGAAUUGGGACCAUUGGCUAAUUUAUUGGCUUCAUCAGGCAAAGGGAUAAAAAGUUCUGUUCUAGUGAUUCAACAACAAGAAGAAGCUAAUUUUGGGAACUCAAAACUGGCUAGCUUUAUUGAUGAGAAUAUUGUGUGACUUCAUUUAAUAUAAUAAAGGUAUUAUCAAAUUAGUGUUAGUUGUCGUUUGAGGGUCCUCUCUACCUCACAAAGGUAGGAGUGAGGUCUGCAUAUAUUGUACACAUGACUAUCUUUCAGACUCGACUAUAUUGGA